Messenger RNA from Arabidopsis thaliana (thale cress), 838 nucleotides. RefSeq lists its product as uncharacterized. Bases 1 to 276 code for a protein of 91 amino acids. Lineage: Eukaryota; Viridiplantae; Streptophyta; Magnoliopsida; Brassicales; Brassicaceae. The transcript has 5 exons. The record is from RefSeq and is marked reviewed.
AUGAUAAUAUGUAUAUAUCUCCCUCUCCACACAGCUUCUUCUCACGUCUUCUUCAUCACCAUCACUUCCUUAUCUCACAUCUCAAUCCCAGCCAUCAUCAUCAUCGUUGUAACGCCGGAGUUGACGUCACGUUGUGGUCGUAAGUGUUCUACGUGGUUGGUUUCGUCACCGUUCAUCGCCGGAUUGUUAGAAGGAAACAAUUCAAGUGGUGGAAUUGGUGAUCCGUUUCCCGUCACGUCCGAAGGAGUUUGGCGAGUUCUUAACGGUUCUGAGUAGAUCUCGUUCCCAAGUUUUCAUAACAGUUUUCAGAUCCAAAAUCAGAGGAGGCAUUUCCGGUCACUCCUAAGCAUAGAUAGACCAAAAGACGGUUGUAUCCGAUAGAGGAAGUGUUAGAGAAGCCAUGGGACCCUUCGUCGUCACUUGAAAAGAUAUUGUCUAGGCAUCUUCAACCUUUUUCUCCCAGUUUGCGUCUCAUUCCGAGUUGCUAAGGUCACGGUGAGAAUCGUGUGUAGUCGCUCAAGUCCGUCUCGCUUAUGGUGUAUUUUGGGAAUCGCGGUUUAUUUUCUCUAUUUGUUAUUUUAUGAUACGAUUUAUUACAGAGUUUUCAAUGAUUUAAGAUUCUUUUUAAGAAAAGUUUAUAUUUUUAAGAAAAGUUUAUAUUUGAAUUAAGAAAGUAGAAUAGAGGAAAAAUAUAAGUAAGGUGAAAGCACGCAGUCUCAAUGUUGAGGGUGACGAGUGUGACACACAACUCGUUAUGUCUUAUAUAUUUCAUACAUUAUGUAGAGAUGUGAGGUUGGCCUGUACUUUGUGGGAGAGAUUUUAUGAAACACUAAUUGCU